This is a messenger RNA of Plasmodium cynomolgi strain B, 1104 nucleotides long. Its product is annotated as merozoite surface protein 3. Lineage: Eukaryota; Apicomplexa; Aconoidasida; Haemosporida; Plasmodiidae. The record is from RefSeq and is a predicted model, not a curated record. Bases 1 to 1104 code for a protein of 367 amino acids. The transcript is spliced from 2 exons.
AUGAGGAACGAUCCUCCACUUGAUGGCAACUCCCCAGAUGGUGGCAAAAAUAAUGCAGGUGUGAACAACGGAGGUGGUGACAACAACUCAAAGAAUAACCCAAAUGAGCAAAAUGGGAAUAUAAACAAAAAAGGGAAAACGAAGGAGGAUGAAGCAGAUCUGCCCGUGCAAGCACAAAACGAAAGCGACAAAAAUCAGAUAGAAAAAAUAGCUGAUGAAGCAGAGCUACUCGCUGAAGAGGCAAAAAUGUUAGCGGACUUGGCAUCCAAAAUGUCUCAAAAGGUAGAACAAAUUUUGGGCACCCUUUCACAAGAACGCGUCCCGACAAGGUCAGAGUUAGAGUUAGUGUUAGAGACAGAUCCAGAAUUAAAGAUGGAAGUCUUUCACACAGCGGAUGACGCAAUAAGAGCAAAAGACGAUGUGAUAAAGGCCGCCCUGGAAGCCAGAGAGGCCGAAACGGUAAUAGAUGCAAAUGAAGCAUUGGAUAAAGCGAAAAAGGCAAAGACAUUAGCAGAAAAUCUAGCCCAAAAGGUAAAAACAAACGCAAUAAAAGCACUUAAGGCUAAGAGUAAGGACUCCGAAGUUUCCGAGGUGGAAAAAAUAAAAAUCCCAAUUCCGGAAGCGUCGAAGCCGAAAAAGGUGUUGAAAAAACAGGAAGAAAAAAAACAGCCACCAGCGGCAGUAGCAAAACCUGAAGCAACGCCUCCCACAAAAGAAGCGACUCCGGUGAAGAAAGCCCCAGAAAUGCCAAAGAAGGAAGCAGCAAAGGCAGACGCGGCAAAGGCAGAUGCGGCAAAGGCAGGCGCAGCCAAGGCAGGUGCAGCUCCGGCCGCCCCCGAACCCGCAGCAGCAAGCAAAGUCGCGAAAGAAGCAGUCGUUGAAUCCGCGGAAAACAAGUCAGAUUCGCUCUACAAAGAAAAAAACAUAAAGGAAGGAACCGCAGAGGCAGAAAAUAACCAAGAACAAAGACACGACCCUGAAUCCGAAAGUCUUCUACAGAAACAAAUAAAUGUAUUUUACAAUUUGGUGCAAUUUUUUAUAAGUAAAAUUAAGGCGAUUUUCAAAAUUUUCCUAUUCUGGCAACUUAGUAGAAACAACAACUGA